Molecule: messenger RNA, 5746 nt
Organism: Schistocerca cancellata (South American locust)
Lineage: Eukaryota; Metazoa; Arthropoda; Insecta; Orthoptera; Acrididae
Gene: CAP
Product: sorbin and SH3 domain-containing protein 1
Exons: 25
Coding region: 16-3021 (1001 amino acids)
Molecular function (GO): protein binding
Source: RefSeq, a predicted model, not a curated record
UGCCACGCGGGCGCCAUGCGGGAAGGCGCCGAAGACCACAUCGACGAUGACGACGCUGCCGCUGCCGCCGCCGUGGAGUCGCAGGUGAACCCUGGCAGCAAGGCGGCGCAGAAGGGUGUGCGCGAGGGUGACGUCAUCUCGAGCAUCAAUGGGCAGUCUACGCGCGCCGUCUCCAACAGCGACGCGCACGCGCUGCUACGCAACGCCGGGCACACGCUGCGGCUCGGCCUCAACGAGGAAUGCAGCGGUUCGCCCAAGCGACGCAACAUCAGGAACGCUCAGCAGCAGCAGCAUCAGCAGACGCAGCCAACGAGGGAAAACCAUGUAACGAACGACUCAGUUAAACGAGGCGGUAGCAGCAGCAGUAGCAGCACCAGCAGCGCCUCUACCGGCAUCACCGUCAAGUCAGCGGACGGCAGCCCCUCGCACAGCGCCGCUGCUGCGGGCGAGAACGGCAAGGCGAGCCCCCAGCCAGCGACGUCGUCUGCAGACUCCUCCAAGGGGGUGUGGACGCCUUCCCCGAAGCUGAGCAGCGCCGGGACUCCCGAACCUGGGGCAGGGGAUUCCCAGCAGCAGCAGCAGCAGCAGCAGGUGGAGGGGGGCGACGCCAGGAACCAGGGGGAGUCCCCGGCUCCCGUGCCCGUCUGGACACCUCAGGCCAGUCCCACCGUCGAGCGGAGGCAUUUCCGGCCAGUCAACUUCAGCCCCACGCCUCAACAGCAGCAGCAACAACAACAACAACAACUGCAGCGCAGAGAGGAAGCACAGCCAGAGUCCCGCCAGCAGCAGCAGGCAGAGCCGGUGCGGCCGCCAUGGGAGCAGCAGCAGCAGCAGCAAGGGCUGGAGCAGCAGGCGGCAGGUAGCGGGCGGCUGGUGCAGAGCCAGAGCGCGCCCGUGGGCGGCCUGUCGGGGCUGGCGCUGCCGCGGGCGCCCAACCCCACCGUCACCCUGCUGCAGAAGGCCCGAGAAGGUCAGUUGCCUCGUGGAGCCCUGUACCUGGAUCACAAGAUGUCCUCCAAGGAGAGCGAUAAACCUAUUAUAGGACAGAACGAAAUCUUAUAUUCUGUCAAGAGUGAGUACGAAAAGGAAGUGGAAGGACACAGGAAGAAGAUUGUGGAACUGGGGCCACGCAAAUUCGAGGGUAUUGGGCCUACGACGAAGGACGGGAUACCCAUCGUGCUGCGGUCGGAAGUGAAAGACAGCAACCAAGCGAAAUGGUACAAACGGAUGUACGACUCUCUGCAUCGUACUGGAAAGGAUGACGACUAUAUCACAAUCUAUUACAAGCCGAGAAGAGGUCGUUAUCCGUACACGUCGCCUGGUGGGUACCUGUCCGAACCAGAGAUCGGAGGAUAUGAUUCCGAUGCUGGCUAUUCGUCGAAAUAUGCGACUCUUGAUCGACGACGAAUCAAAAAUAAGGAGAACGAUUUCACCACAAGCACGCUGCCACGCUCAAAGUAUGUUCCUCACCCUUCAUCAAUCAAAUAUGCGACAGAAAUAUACAAAAAUCAACCUGGAAGAAUAGAGGAUUAUGAACCAGGCCAUUCAUCAAUAUCAGAGCGUGAAGCAAAACAAUGGUGGGACGAGGUUCUGGAUAUAUUUGAUGGGUGGUUGGACACUCACGCUCCGUCUCCCAAUUAUCGCUCACUACUAGCGGAAGCCAUCUAUCAAAGACAGGCAGCAAAUGAACAGCACACGCCAACAACACCAUCAAAUAAGUCUUUCAUGACAUACGCGCUGAAGGAUGGCUACGAGAGCGACUCGACGCUGGUGUUCAAGCGGCGGGACGACCAGGUGCAGGAGCAGCUGAGCCCGGCGGAGCAGAAGAUGGUCUACAAGGCGAUCCAGCGCGGCGGCGAGGUGCCUCUGCACGGCCUGCGGAAGCCCGCGCCACAGCGGCCCAAGGAGUCGCCGCACCGCUAUGUGGAGUCGGAGGUGACCAUCCACUACCGCAGUCCGGUGCGGUCCGAGGCGAAGGAGGCGCUCUCCGAGGAGGAACUGGCCCGCCGGCAGGCGGAGGCUAUGCGCAGGAUCUAUCAGGAGGAGCGCCGCCGCAAGUACCUGCAGGAGCUGCAAGACAUGCACAGUCGCCGCCACACCGACAACUUCACCCCCUCUCAGAAGUCACCUAUUCCGCUGAACCGCUAUGACGACUUCUUGGAUGAUGCCAGCUCCAAGUCAAGGCCAAGAGACAAAACUCCUGAGCCCAAGCUGGUCGCUCGUGCGCUGUACAACUUUGUUGGACAGACUUCAAGAGAGCUCAGCUUCAGGCGGGGAGACAUCAUAUUCGUGAGGAGACAGAUUGACAAGAAUUGGUAUGAGGGAGAGCACAACGCCAUGGUGGGGCUCUUCCCUCUCAACUAUGUUGAGAUAAUACCCUACGAUGGAAUUCGAACAAUGCCAAAGAAACCAACUGAAGGACAGGCAAAGGCAAAAUUCAAUUUUAUUGCACAAACACAUCUUGAAUUGUCUCUUGUAAAAGGAGAACUGGUAGUUCUGACACGAAGAGUAGAUGAAAACUGGUAUGAAGGUCGUAUAGGAAACAGGAAAGGCAUUUUCCCAGUUUCCUAUGUAGAGGUGUUGCAGGAACCAGGAGACAAUAGGACAGGAAUGCUAGCAACGCCAACGAAACCCACGAGCACACCUACGAUGCAGUCAGUGUUGGUGAAUGGCGCAGGGGUGAAGAAUUACCACCAGCCAGGCUCCACCUACUACAGCCAGAACAAAGCAACGAGUCCGUACACAUCCAGCAGCCCUUAUGCAACACUGCCAAGACAAGCCCAGCCGCCUAAGCAGCCAGUGGCCCCUGUCAACCAAACACUUCACAUCGAUACGCAUUCAGAGCCUGUUCCCUACAAGGCUCUAUAUAACUACAGACCUCAAAAUGAGGAUGAACUGGAAUUGAGAGAGGGCGAUACUGUCUAUGUUAUGGAAAAAUGUGAUGAUGGCUGGUAUGUUGGUUCUAGCCAAAGAACUGGUUUCUUUGGAACUUUUCCUGGUAACUAUGUGGAAAGAUUGUAAGUUGAUAUGGAAUCUGAGAGAAUAUAUGAAGAACUACUUUUUCUGUAGAUAGUGAACAUACUAACUGGCAUUUUACCCACUGUACUGCCAUCAUAGUCUGCCCAUCAGCAAAUACAGAAAUGACCUUUAUGUAAAUAAAUAAGUAACCACUGAUUUGUGCUUGUCAAAUAAAAUGAUUAUCAUUAGAUCAGUAACUUUUUUAAUGUUGAAGUAUGCAUGAAAGUACUCUUUGUUUCAGUAUUUUCAUGAAAAUACUGUAUAUUAUGUGCUGUAAAAUUUUUAUAUACCAAAGAGAUUCAAAUUAACAGCUACUAUAUGUAGCUGGUCACUCAUAGUAACUCAUUACAUCUACAGGGAUAGUUUUAACUGACUGUGUUAUCUAGCUUCUUAGCUUAAGACACUACAGAAUUUGUCAGUGCUUACAUGUUAAUUGAAAUUGUUGAUAUGUGGACUGUAAUAUGUUAUUUAUAACUUAUGGACUUGCAACAGAGUAAUUGUUAUUUUGCAUAAUCAAGUUAUUAGACAAAAGGAUCUGCACAGUAUCUGCCUGAUGGUGAAAUGACAAUACUUAAACACAACAACUACAAAAAUACUUCCCCUAUCAAGUGUUUCCUUAAACUUCACCAUUAUAAGAACCUCAAACUAUAAGACCUCUCUGUAAACAUAUAUUAAAAGCAUUCAAAAUGAAAUAUAAGGUAUGCACAGGAAGCAAUGUAUAUUUCUCUGUUACUUUGAGGUAUAAACCAAAUCUCAUUUUAAGUUGUCAUUGCUCCAUUGAAUCUUUCUGGAGAAACAAUAACAAUAGUAUAAGAUAAGUAAUAAAACUACAAAUUCACAUACAAAAAUGUAGUAUUUGAAAUCCUUCCUAUGUCUGAAUUUGACUAAAUGAAACAGAGCAAAGCAUUUCAUGGUCAGGUAUGUGCAGAUUUACUAGUUACAUAGCUCUCAAGUAAACGAAAUUGUGCUUCAACAAAUUGUAUUAUAUGUUGUGCUUCCAGUUUUUUUUCAGAAAGAAAUAAUAUAUACAUUGUAUGAGAAUGAAACUAUUUUGUAACUUGGAUGUAACUGGUUGGCCAUAGACAAUAUAAUUCAAUUUUUAUUUUUUGGGGAAUAUGCUCAUGAAAGAACAUACUAGCAAUUGACAAUGAUUUAGAUACUAUUUACUGAAAGUUUUAAAGUUGAUUUUCCAUACCAAGUAAAUUGUUGCAAUUAUUUUAUGAUGAUAUUGUAUAGAAUAAUGCAAUUUUUUGACUUCUAGCCUAAAAAAAGACAAGUCAUUUUGGAGCCACAUGUAGAGUAAAAUGUUACCCUGAUUCCAAAGUCAUAUUUAUAUAUAUAUAUAUUUGUAAGUGACACCAAGUCACAUAAUAUUUCAGGGCAUUUGAAUGGUUUCAAUAUUGUGCAUCACAGUAUACUCAGUGAGCCCAGUGUACACUAAUAUAUAUGCAGCAGUAACUUCCAAUUUAAAGAAUCUGCCUGGCAACAGACUAUAACAAUAAUCCUACACUACUUACACAUUUAUAUUCUUACUACAGCAGAGAUUAAAGUUAAAGUUUCCAUAUUGUAACAUCAGAGGUAUUAGUUGAGUUGUUAACUUACCUGUACAACAAAAAUUUCAGUUUUUUAUCAGUCCUGAAGCUGUAUUACCCCUCAAUACAACUAUGAAAAUUACUGUUAAUUUUCUUUAAGUUCUGUAGCAUCCAACUUGUUAACAUUUUUGUGAAUAGUGUUAAAUUGUGAGAAAUGCUUCUUCACUUAUACUUCUAGUCAUUAGCCAAAGGAUUUACACAACCAGUUACUAAGAAGCCUAAUUAAGUUGUUGUUAUCAAAUGGUUUGGUGAUUUACACCUAUUAGGCCGACUGAGCACCACAGGCAUCAGCUCAAGAUAUGUUAACAUCAGUGUCAAUGUGGUCUGAAACCUGAGGCAAAAUUACAUUUCUUUUACAGCCAUGCUAAUUAAGCAGAGCACUAUUCAUGUCAGUUUGUGUGUGUUAUUGACAUUGUAUUAGAUGCAGAAGCUGGAAGUGUAAAAUUCAAGAAACAUAGCAGUGCCUUUAACAAAAAAUAACCUACCAGGUAGUUGAUAAAUAAUUUGUUAUUAUUGUAACAUACUUAGCAAACACCAAAAUAAGAUAAUCAUGGUUUUUCACCAACAACUCGAACCAUUAAUUAACACAGAGAGGAACAUAUUUUCUGCCAUAUUUUGUCUUUCUGGUAAUGAAAACAAAGAUCUUAUUUUGUACCAGUUAGAACAUAGCAACAGAAAGUAACUAUGGAAAAACCGUUUGGUUUCUCUUGAUCAGUUAUAUAUAGAAGUUGUAAUGGAACAGUUAUAUCUCCAGCAAAUUCAGAACACAAAUUUAAAAAACUGCUAUGAAGAAUUUAAUGCUUCGUUGCUAAGUUUACCAGUUAAAAUGUAUUUUUGUAGAAAAUAUGAUUGACAGGUAAUCCUCUCAGAUGCACUUUUGUUAAUUAAUACAGAUAUUUAGGGCUUAAAAUGAGGUAAUUUCUUGAUGCUCUAAAACUCUCUUGGCCACAUUUUCAAUGAAAUAAUUAGCGAGAACAAAUUAUUGUUAAUUAUUAUGUUUAUACCAAAAUGAGAAACCAAAUCAAUAAUAAAUGCCAUCAUCAUAUCAUUUUAUACAAGUUGUCACUACCUUAAAGCAUGUCAUAAAUCCUGUGUCAGAACUGUAAUUAAUAAAGUGGCUAAAUAAAAUUGUCUAA